AUGAACACACCAAAUUGGAAAACUGUGAUAAGCACGACUGGAUCAACAUUGCUACAAGGAAUUUCAAAGGUAUUAUUACCCUUUAAAAAGAUAAAUAAAGAUCUGUCACAAAGUGAUUCAAUUAAUGAAGUUUUGUUUUAUGGAGCGGAAGACGACGAAAAGAAACAUCAGGUGGGGCUGAACAAUCUGUUUUGCAUAUACUAUGUGAUAGUUCACGCUAGCCGUUCAGUAGAUGUGUGCUUGCCGAGUUUAAUUAGUAAUACUAUCUCCAAGUGUCUUAUCACCGUUCGACAGAAUAAUAGCGCGAAUAUAAGAGUGGCGAUACAUAACAGUGACGACCGAGAAAAUUUACAAAUACUUGCGAAACAUGGAAUUAGUGUCAAGAUUAUUAAUUCGACGGUGAAGUUAGAACAUGAAUUCAUUUUAGUAGACGCUUAUGAUGAAUGUCAAGAUGCGGUAGCCGUUUUUGGGUCUUUAGAUUAUGAGAUGUCCCGAGUAAACUGCAAUAGAGAUACCACGCUCUUAACGUCUGAACGCAUUGUAGUUUUGGCUUUAAAAAAGGAAUUUGAUAGAGUCUGGAGUACUAACGGGGACGUUAUGGAAUGCGAGAGUGACGACGAAAAAAUCCAAUAA
This is a messenger RNA of Parnassius apollo (apollo), 633 nucleotides long. NCBI's taxonomy places the organism in Eukaryota, Metazoa, Arthropoda, Insecta, Lepidoptera, Papilionidae. The record is from the annotation of a GenBank genome assembly.